AUGGCAACAAAACCCGAAUUAACACGAACAUAUUACCAAACUAAUAAAGAUAAAAUUUGGUGCUAUCGGAACCAAGAAAAUUAUUUUUGUUAUGAUUGUCAACGACCAUUAAUUAAGCAUCGUAUCCACAAAAUUAACCGCUUUUUAGAAGAAACAACCAACCUAAUGGUAUCUAAGGCAUUAUGCUGCAAAUGCUACACUAGUCCAUUAUAUAAAAACCAAGAUGCGGCAAAUGUUGAUUAUUCCGAUUGCCAAGAACGAUUUAGUGACAGUUAUUUAUUAGGUCGGACUCAAAAUAUCAGCCAAACUGAAGAUACCAAGAACACUUAUUACCAAGCACAAAUAAAAGCUAAAGAAAGAGGCAAAUUAGAAAAUGAAAUUGUGUUUGAUUAUUCUCCUUAUGGCUUUGAAUUAAAAAUUAGAGGUAACUAUGAGGAAUUAGAAAGAGAAUAUAAAAAAGUAGCAAGUUCCCCCGAUUUUUAUUUACAAGCACCAUUUUUAACCUUAGCUGAGGAUUUAUUGAAAUUAAUCAAAGAGGAUAAAGUGGAAAAGUUAAUAUUCUUAUCUACUAGUGAUGAGAGAAAAUAUGAAGUAUUUAAAGAAACUUUUUUUAAACUUGCUAAACUUGCUUCUGUUGGUGCACCUUUGCCAGCAAAUAUUCAAUUACGAUUACUUUCAGAGGAAAUGAAAAUCCAACCAGGAGCAAAUACAAAAUGUGAUUGA
Messenger RNA from Entrophospora sp. SA101, 723 nucleotides. Lineage: Eukaryota; Fungi; Glomeromycota; Glomeromycetes; Entrophosporales; Entrophosporaceae. The record is from the annotation of a GenBank genome assembly.